This is a messenger RNA of Arthroderma uncinatum, 1329 nucleotides long. RefSeq lists its product as uncharacterized. Gene Ontology annotation, biological process: adenylate cyclase-activating G protein-coupled receptor signaling pathway. The record is from RefSeq and is a predicted model, not a curated record. The transcript is spliced from 2 exons. Gene Ontology annotation, cellular component: plasma membrane. Lineage: Eukaryota; Fungi; Ascomycota; Eurotiomycetes; Onygenales; Arthrodermataceae. Bases 1 to 1329 code for a protein of 442 amino acids. Gene Ontology annotation, molecular function: G protein-coupled receptor activity.
AUGACUUCGGUACUGGAUCUACUGGCCAUGGCUGAACAGGAGCAUACACCGGUGCUGGUAGCCCGUUCGUCGGUGGCUCAGACUCAUGCAAUUGAGAUGCUGAAAUUUCCGCUCCUCAAGAUCCAUUACAGAUAUUUCCCUCUCGUCAUCUCCAUCGCCAGUCUCUCGCUGCUUGCAACCGUCGGCUCGUUUAGUUUCCUCACAUAUCGACUUAUCUUCUGGCGCAAAUAUUCUUCAACCUACUUUGGUUAUAACCAAUAUAUAAUCCUAAUUUACAACCUGAUUCUCGCGGACAUGCAAACGGCCGGCGGUGCCAUCAUUACCGCCCACUGGGCACGAAUUGGUGCUAUUCAGGGUGGUUCGAAUACCUGCAUCGUACAGGGCUGGCUAUUCCAAGAAGGGAUUCCAGCAAGUGGCUUAUUCGUCCUGUCAAUCGCCAUACACACCUUUGUCACCGUCAUUCUUGGUCGAAAGCUGGAGUACCGGACUUUCGUGUGCUGUGUGAUUGGGGUAUGGAUGUUUACUCUCUUCCUUACCGUGUUACCUAUUCUCUUGGAGGGAAAACACGCGUAUGUGAAUUCGGGCGCUUGGUGCUGGAUAACUUCGACCCGCGAGGACCUGAGACUAGGGACUCAUUAUAUUUGGGUCUUCCUUUCUCAAUUCGGCAGCGUUACCAUCUAUGUCAUCCUUUUCUUCUACCUACGGCGCAAGGUAGCCCUCUCUGCGACCCUUAGCAAGCAGUCACAGGAAAAGUUUUCCCGUCUAAAGCGUGUUGUCAAGCUUAUGCUUCUCUACCCCAUUGCCUACAUCACCCUCUCACUACCCAUCGCGGCCUCGCGGAUGGCUACGGCCGCUGGCACAAAACCUCCGUUUACCUACUAUAUCAUCGCAGCAAUGAUAAUGUCGACCUCUGGAUUUGUCCAUACGAUUAUCUAUGCUGUCACUCGACGAUCAUUGAUCUUGAACUCGGAGUCUACUCGUCGCAAGGGCGGAACUGGAUACGGCCCUUCAUCAUCGCACCAGGGGGGAACAAAUUCACAAAAGGAUGUUGAGAACACCACCUGCACUACACUUGUCAGCAGCAGCACACCCAUAUCUUCUCCAACUAGCCCUAUCGAUGCAUAUAAGAAGAUGUAUCAUCGGAUAAACGGUUCAGCGACACCGUCGCCAAAGGCAGAAGCAUUCGAGAUGGACGGAGUGUAUCAACAGACUACAAUCUCCGUCGUAAGCAGACCUGCAUUAGCACCGCCAACCAGAGACGGUGCAUCAUCUAUCACGAUCGAGUCCAACACAAGGCCUGCCACCUCCCGGCAAUGGCCAAGACCCUGA